AAAGAAACGCAAAACACAUUGAUGAAAGCAUGAAAAAAACACAUAGGGAUGAAAGCAGUGAACGGGAAAAAAUCACAUAGGGAUGAAAGCGGUGAAUGGUUAAUUCGGUUCGGUUCCCGGUGAACCAAGGGAACUGAACCUGAUAAACAUUCAGAUGAUUAAGGGCCUAACUAGGCACACAAGCCCUAGGGCACACCCCCGAACCCCCACUGCAUCUUUUCUCCCACUCCUCAUUCCUCCAUGACUCCCUUGUCCCCUCUGCUCCCAGCGCCACCAGAGCUCCAGGCUCCUGCGCCACCUCCCCCUUCGGCCGCUGCUCCCCUCCUCUGCCCCUGUCGUCAUCUCCACCGGGGAACUCUCCUCCUCGGCUCCCGCCGUCAGCUCCUCCGCCGCUCCCCUCCUCUACUUCCGCGGGCAGGCGCGAGCGGCGGCACUUGGAGGCGGCUGAGGCGGCGAGUGGAGGGCGGGAUUUGAGGAGCUGGAGCGGCAUGAGGGCCCCAUGGCGCGCGAAGAGCUGGAGGCCUGGAGCAGCACGAGCGCCCCGCCGAACGUGGCGGCGGGGGGUUCGGACGCGCGGUGUGAGGCCCCGCGGUGGCACGCGUUAUAUAAGAAAGAUUUUGAGCUAUUUACUUAUAUCAUUGUUGUUGAGGAAAUGUUUGAAGUGGCCAUAUAUUGCGGUGUUCCGUUCUAAGUUCCCGAUUCCCGGUCAUGUCCCCGAUCCAAAUAUUCCGUUCCCAAUAUCCCAUAAUAUCGAUUUCGUUUUCUCAUUCCCGACCAAGAAAUAUGGUUGCGGGGAUGGUUAACGGGUUUUCCGGACCGUUUUCAUCCCUAAAAACACACGCACUGAUCUCAUUGAAAUUCAUUCACACAUUAACUCCCAAAAUAAUUUGGAGAAACUACCCCGUGCAGCACUCUAUACUUAGAUGAUAAGCGACUUUGCCAAUUAUAGGUUGUUAAGAUGCUGAUACAAAAUCUCUCUCCUCGACUCUUCCUCUCAACCAAAGCCACUCGUCUUGAGCAGCUAUGUGAGCAUUUUUAGCAUUUCCUUCUUUGUCGCCUAUGUCCUCGCUCCUCUUCCACCACCUGUCUCGACUAUCUAAAAAUUUGAUGACUAUUUUUUAACGCAGAUGGAGCUAAAUUUUAGAUCAAAAUUCCCCCAUUACAUUGCAACAACUGCACAUAAAAAUUCUAAUGUUCUCUUUUCUUGGGAUUUACACACACUGAUUUUGUACUUCAACUAAGAUUGCUUCUGAAAUGCAGUUUCUGCAUGGACAAUCAUGUAUAGGCUUACACCAUUAGUUGGGAUCAUAGUGGGAGCAAUCGAUUCCUUUCUUCUCUUAGUUGUAAUGGAUUCAGCGAGGAGCUGGUUCACCAAGCUCCAAACGAGGGAGAAAUCCAUUGGCAAGAAGAAGGAAUUGCCUCCCAAUGGCAAGGAAUCAGGUGAUGAUGCACCAUCCAGCGCAACCAAGCAGAGGGUUGCCGCUGCCAAGCUUUACAUUGAGAAACACUACAAGGAGCAAAUGAAGCAUCUGCAGGACAGGAAAGAAAGACGGUGUAGUCUAGAAAAGAAAUUAGCAGAUGCCGAUGUGUCUGAGGAGGUGAACAACAUCUUGAAGCAAUUUGAGAAGAAAGAGACAGAGUACAUGCGUUUGCAAAGGCAUAAAAUGAGCGUUGAUGAUUUUGACUUGUUAACAAUGAUAGGCAAGGGAGCAUUUGGUGAGGUCAGAGUCUGCAAAGAGAAGUCCACAGGAAAUGUUUAUGCAAUGAAGAAGCUUAAAAAGUCGGAAAUGCUUCGUCGAGGUCAGGUUGAGCAUGUCAGAGCUGAAAGAAAUCUUCUUGCUGAAGUGGAUCACCAUUGUAUUGUCAAACUAUACUGCUCGUUCCAGGAUAGUGAGUAUCUGUACCUGAUCAUGGAGUACCUCCCCGGAGGUGACAUGAUGACACUGCUCAUGAGGAAAGACACACUGACUGAAGAUGAGGCUAGGUUCUAUGUUGGUGAGACAGUUCUUGCGAUCGAAGCGAUCCACAAGCACAACUACAUCCAUAGAGAUAUCAAGCCUGAUAACCUACUACUGGAUAAGUAUGGUCACUUGAGACUGUCAGAUUUUGGGUUAUGCAAACCGCUAGACUAUUCCAACUUCCCAGAUCUGAAUGAAAAGGAUGUUACACCUACAAAAUCAUCAACACAAGAUGGGAAACAACAGUCGAUGCCAAAGCGCUCGCAGCAAGAACAGUUGGAGCACUGGCAAAAGAAUAGAAGAACUUUGGCAUAUUCAACUGUUGGUACACCGGACUACAUUGCUCCAGAAGUUCUUCUGAAGAAAGGGUAUGGGAUGGAGUGUGAUUGGUGGUCUCUUGGUGCUAUCAUGUAUGAGAUGCUAGUGGGCUAUCCUCCAUUUUAUUCAGAUGAGCCUAUGACAACUUGUAGAAAGAUAGUGAACUGGAGAACACAUUUGAAGUUUCCUGAAGAAGCGAGACUAACAGCGGAUGCAAAAGAUCUUAUAAGUAAACUACUAUGCAAUGUCGAUCAACGCCUCGGUACAAAAGGGGCAGAGGAAAUAAAGGAGCACUCCUGGUUUAGCGAAUUACAAUGGGAUAAACUAUACGAAACGGAAGCUGCAUAUCUGCCUCAAGUAACAGAUGAGUUGGACACGCAGAACUUUGAGAAAUUUGAAGAGUCCUCGGAUAGUGUCCAGUGUUUAGCAAAGGCGGGCCCUUGGAGAAAGAUGCUUUCUUCAAAGGAUUUGAAUUUCGUGGGUUACACCUACAAGAACUUUGAACUUGUGAACGAUCAUGAUGUCCCUGGCAUGGCUGAGCUGAAGAAGAAGGAGAAGGCAAAGAGACCAAGCGUCAAGUCUCUCUUCGAUUCGCCUGAAGGGGAGGAGAAGAACAACCAGGAGCAGGGCUCGGAGCAGCAGCGCGACGAGGCCGCCGCCGAAGGAAGCAUGGGGAAACCGGCGGUGGAGCCCGAGCUGACUAGAACCCUCAGCUCAGCGUCCACAUGAAUGUGUAGCUUCUACUAGCACCACGCCCUGUUAGACAUGUACAGGAGCAACUCCCUUCACUGCGUCGAUAGUUUUCUAGUGGCAUGCCAGGAGGAGAGGGAAAAGCGUGGUGUGUUGUUUGGUUGUUGAUUGCACUGGUGAUCCUGCCUGCGUGCUGGGAAUAAGUGAUUCAGAUUUUAGAGUGCCCGUGCAAAAAUGUGUACUCAACGACAGUUGCGGAA
Messenger RNA from Panicum virgatum (switchgrass), 3226 nucleotides. Its product is annotated as serine/threonine-protein kinase tricornered-like. The record is from RefSeq and is a predicted model, not a curated record. Gene Ontology annotation, molecular function: ATP binding; protein serine/threonine kinase activity. Gene Ontology annotation, biological process: peptidyl-serine phosphorylation; intracellular signal transduction. The transcript is spliced from 13 exons. Bases 1278 to 3005 code for a protein of 575 amino acids. Lineage: Eukaryota; Viridiplantae; Streptophyta; Magnoliopsida; Poales; Poaceae.